Messenger RNA from Melitaea cinxia (Glanville fritillary), 1136 nucleotides. RefSeq names its product histone H2A. The transcript has a single exon. The record is from RefSeq and is a predicted model, not a curated record. Gene Ontology annotation, molecular function: DNA binding; structural constituent of chromatin; protein heterodimerization activity. Lineage: Eukaryota; Metazoa; Arthropoda; Insecta; Lepidoptera; Nymphalidae. The coding region runs from base 343 to 717 and encodes 124 amino acids. Gene Ontology annotation, cellular component: nucleosome.
CUUUUACAUAAUUAUAUAUUUAUUUAUUAUAUAUUAUUAUUAUUACUAUUAAUUUUCUUUUAUCACAACAAUAAUUUACACAAUUCGCGUAACUAAUAUCCCCGUUUCAUUAAACCGAUACAUACCGAUAAAUGCCGGCCGUGUUCCGUCUCUUUUUCCGACUCUAUAGUAUCCCUACCCGCCGACGAAACGGCGAUUUCUAUAUAUAGCCGACAGAGUAGUUUUAAAAAAUUUAAUUCUCUCGCUACAACCGCACCGGACUGGACGCUUUCGUCACUGUUCUGCAUCGGUUUUUAGUGUGCUUUUAUUUGUAUUUUAUUUCGAUUAAAUUAUAUCAUCGGCAUGUCGGGACGCGGUAAAGGCGGUAAAGUGAAGGGAAAGGCAAAGUCUCGUUCGAACCGCGCCGGUCUUCAGUUUCCGGUCGGUCGUAUACACAGACUGCUGAGGAAGGGAAAUUACGCCGAACGCGUCGGUGCCGGCGCUCCCGUCUACCUAGCCGCCGUCAUGGAAUAUCUCGCCGCCGAAGUUCUCGAGUUGGCCGGAAACGCUGCCCGCGACAACAAGAAGACCAGAAUCAUACCGAGACAUCUUCAGCUGGCGAUCCGUAACGACGAGGAAUUGAACAAGCUCCUGUCGGGCGUCACCAUCGCACAAGGCGGUGUCCUCCCGAACAUCCAAGCGGUCCUCUUACCGAAGAAGACCGAGAAGAAGGCUUAAUUAUUUAUUAAACUGUGUCUGUAUCGUCGUGCUAAUAGUUCGUUACGUCGUGUCACUCUUUCGUUGCGAAACUAUUAACUACGAGAUAAUUGACAUCUAUGAAAAUCAAACGGCCCUUUUCAGGGCCACAAAUCUCUUCUAAAUACGAUAAAAAAUUAUUAAUUUUUUGUCUACGUUUCUUACGUAACGACGACGUCAUUAUUUAUUUCAUUAUUUCUUUAGCAGCACGUAAAACCUUCUCGUGCAAACAUAGAAUAAUACACACAGCACACACGCCUUAAUUUUCUUACGAAUUAAAUGUUAUAUCACUCGAACAAUAGCGUAUAAAUAUGCUAUAAAUCUUAUUAAACCCAAUAUAAAUUAGGGGUAUGAAAAAUAAACGUUGGCCGAUUCUCAGACAAUAAAUAUAAGAUAUGCAA